UAAAUUGUCGGUUUGGGUAUCGUUGUCCGUACAUGAGCCGAGCUCUCACAAGUUGAUGCUUCUUGAUUCCUUGUUCUGAUAUAAGGGCGCUGGGGAAGGGGCUCCCGAUCUGACAUAACUGCAGUCUAAAUCUCAUUGAGUCAUCCACACAAUACAAUUCACCGCGAAUCGUUUUUGGUCUCUCCGAUUCCAAUGGAUCUCAGCAAAUUGACCCCAGAACAACUUGCGUAGUUACCAGCUGCUGUGCCGCCUCCCGGUGUGGUGCCGAAUUUGGUUAAUCCGCCCACUGCGGGAUAUGGCAUUCUCAUCGCAAACAGCAUCUUGAUGUUGAUAAUGCUAACCUUUGUCACUCUACGUUUCUAUGUUGUGUUACGCAUCAAGAAAAAAAUGGCACCCGACGACUGGGCGGUGGUCGCAUCAUUGUUUGGUAGUGUCUUCUACUAUGUUGUAGUAUGCUUGAACAUUCUCAGAUCCAGAUGGGGUACACACCUGUACAACCUCUCCAUUCUUCACCUAAAGUCCGACGAACUCGCCAAGACGAGCUUCCUGACUGGCGGGCCUUCUCAACUGGUCUGGCCAUGUAUCAAGACCAUAUUCUUUCUGAUGUACCUUAAGCUGUUUUACCCGUUAGCAUGGCUUCGAAGCUGCGUAUACGCUGGUCUGACACUAAUUUGGGCGUGGUACAUAUCAAUGUUUGUCGCUCAAACAGUUCUUACCACGCCAUUGCCAGGACAAACUUGGUCAGAGGCGUUCGCGGGGCCGCGUUAUCUUCAGAUAUUCAAGCUUGCUAUACCUACUGCUUCCUUCAGUCUAGUGUCGGACGCAUACAUCUGGAUUCUUCCACUCAUUGCUAUAUCUCAUCUACAACUGAGUUUCGCAAAGAAGAUCGGAGUUUGUGCAAUGUUCUCGGCAGGACUAGUUUGCUGCAUCGCAUCGUCUUUAUCGGUGUACUAUCAAUAUCGAAUCACGAAAGAUCAGUCGGACUAUACCUACCACGUCGCGUACGUCUACUUGAUAUACACAUUGGAGAUGUGCAUUGGAAUAUCCACCAGCUGCAUGCCUCACAUUGCACAGUUAUACAGAAAUAAGAGAGGUCAAAGGGCGAGUUCGGCUACGCGAUCGGUGAGGCUUCCUUGGAUCAGCCCCCAUCAGUCCCACAAUCAAAGCUAUACCCUAUCAAAGGUAUCAACACUCCCAGGGUAUGCGACAAAAAGCCCAUAUACCAAUAUAACAGAUGAUCCAAUGGUACGACCAGAGCUUUACGAGAUGGAUCGUAUCGUCAACGAGUAUGGCUCCCACAGAGAUCCGAAUUCUGGUGUUUCUUUCCCUCGGGACAGGGUUCAUCGAAGUGUUGUCAUUAGUCAAAGUAGCGUGAAAAUUCCACAAAAGAAAAACAUCUCGGAAUGGCGGAAAUGA
Molecule: messenger RNA, 1416 nt
Organism: Periconia digitata
Lineage: Eukaryota; Fungi; Ascomycota; Dothideomycetes; Pleosporales; Periconiaceae
Source: the annotation of a GenBank genome assembly